Molecule: messenger RNA, 5635 nt
Organism: Doryrhamphus excisus (bluestripe pipefish)
Lineage: Eukaryota; Metazoa; Chordata; Actinopteri; Syngnathiformes; Syngnathidae
Product: synaptic vesicle glycoprotein 2C-like
Biological process (GO): transmembrane transport; chemical synaptic transmission
Cellular component (GO): synaptic vesicle membrane
Molecular function (GO): transmembrane transporter activity
Source: RefSeq, a predicted model, not a curated record
GCAGCCAGCAGCCUCUCUCUCGCCCUCCUGCUCUUGCUGGACUGCAGCAUCAAGUAGCAGCAGCAGAAACAUCACGGCGGCGGCAGCGGUGGCGGCGGCGUCGGCGUGCCUGCAGGAGCUCACACAUGUCCCCACGCUUUGCUGAGAUGCAGUCUCAAAGAUAAGACGGCUGACGGCCUCGUCUGCUCGGCUCUUGCAGGACUGAUCAGCUGCCUCCUUCCCGGCCGCUCCCGCUAGAUGGGGUUCGACCUACGCACUUAAUUAAAAGUGUCCCGGCAGCCUGAGCGGCGUACCCGGCUGUUGGUGAUUUGACGCAAUAAAGUACCCAGAGCUGGAAUAGGCUGGUUCCAGACAUUUAGUGCUUAGCUUUGUCUGUGUCAAGAUGAAUGAAACGCACAACAACAGGACUUCCCUGGUCAAAGGCGCCAAGGACAUCGCCAAGGAGGCCAAGAGGCAAGCUGCCAAGAACUUCAGCAAGGCAGUAGACCGUGCCUCCGAUGAAUACUCAACCCAUCGAAGCUACAAUCGAUUCCAGAACGAGGACGAGGAGGACUACAAUUCCUACGAACAGCCUGGUGGCCGAUACGAUGAAAACGCAGCCAACGACGAGGAGGACGCGGCGUCCAGCGAUGCCACGGAGGGCCACGAUGACGAAGACGAGAUCUACGAAGGGGAGUACCAAGGUGUGCCCGCCUGCCAGGACGGUAAGGCCCAGGACAGACAGCUGGCUCUGGGCCAGCCUGCGAGCGACAGCCUGAAGAGCCACAAGGAGUUGGAAAACGAGAGGCAGGCCGACGAGGAGGAGCUGGCGCAACAAUAUGAGCUCAUCAUGCAGGAGUGCGGCCAUGGGAGGUUCCAGUGGCAGCUCUUCUUCGUGCUCGGCUUGGCGCUCAUGUCGGACGGCGUGGAGGUGUUCGUGGUGGGAUUCGUGCUGCCCAGCGCCGAGACCGACAUGUGCGUCCCCAACUCCGGUGCAGGAUGGCUCGGCAGCAUCGUGUACCUGGGAAUGAUGUUUGGAGCCUUUUUUUGGGGCGGCCUGUCAGACAGGUUGGGCCGCAAACAGUGCCUCCUGAUAUCGAUGUCGGUCAACGGCUUCUUCGCCUUCCUCUCCUCCUUCGUCCAAGGCUACAGCAUGUUCCUUUUCUGCCGCAUGCUGUCAGGAUUCGGGAUUGGCGGCGCCGUACCUAUUGUCUUUUCAUACUUUGCCGAGGUACUGGCCCGGGAGAAGCGAGGCGAGCACCUGAGCUGGCUUUGCAUGUUCUGGAUGAUCGGAGGGAUCUAUGCCUCUGCUAUGGCGUGGGCCAUCAUCCCGCACUACGGUUGGAGUUUCAGCAUGGGUUCCGCCUACCAGUUCCACAGCUGGCGAGUGUUUGUUGUGGUGUGCGCGCUGCCCUGCGUCUCAGCGGUGGUGGCGCUCACGUUCAUGCCCGAAAGCCCUCGCUUCUUCUUACAGAUGGGCAAACAUGACGAGGCCUGGAUGGUCCUCAAACACAUCCACGACACCAACAUGCGAGCCCGCGGAGAGCCCGAGAGAGUCUUUACCGUCAACCGCAUAAAGAUCCCCAAGCAGCUGGACGAGCUGGUGGAGAUGCAGAGCGAGUCGACCCACCCGGUCCUCAAAGUUCUCUUCAAAGUAAAGGCAGAACUGCGGGGGAUCUGGUCCACUUUCAUGAGGUGCUUCGACUACCCUGUGAAGGACAACACUAAGAAGCUGGCAGCGGUUUGGUUGACACUCUCGUUCGGGUACUAUGGGCUGUCCGUGUGGUUCCCCGAUGUGAUCAAGCACCUCCAGGCAGACGAGUACGCCUCCAGGGUGAAGAUUCACAACAACGAACGCAUCGAGGAAUUCACCUUCAACUUCACGCUGGAGAACCAGAUCCAUAGAAAUGGGGUGUUCCUCAAUGACAGGUUUAUCAGCAUGAAAUUCAAAGCAGUCUCCUUCAUCAACUCCUCCUUCCUCAACUGCUACUUCGAGGACGUCUCCUCCGUGGGGUCCUCCUUCAAGAACUGCACCUUUGUGGACUCCUUCUUUUACAACACAGAUAUUGACGAUGCCAAGCUGACAAAUUCAAGGGUGAUCAACAGCUCCUUCCACCACAACAAGACGGGCUGUCAGAUGACCUUUGAUGACGACUACAGUGCCUAUUGGGUCUACUUCGUCAACUUCCUGGGAACGCUGGCCGUGCUGCCUGGAAACAUUGUCUCGGCCCUUCUCAUGGACAAAAUAGGCCGUCUCAGCAUGUUAGGGGGCUCCAUGGUGCUAUCAGGCAUCAGCUGCUUCUUCCUGUGGUUCGGCACCAGCGAGUCCAUGAUGAUCUUCAUGCUGUGCCUCUACAACGGCCUCAGCAUCUCCGCGUGGAACUCCUUGGAUGUGGUCACCACGGAGCUCUACCCCACAGACAGGAGAGGCACCGGCUUCGGCUUCUGCAACGCCAUGUGCAAGUUGUCUGCCGUGCUGGGCAACCUGAUCUUCGGAUCGCUGGUGGGCAUCACCAAGGCUAUCCCGAUCCUUCUGGCAUCGUGCGUGUUGGUCGGCGGUGGCCUGGUGGGCCUUCGGCUGCCCGAUACUCGGGCCAACGUCCUCAUGUGAAGCUGAGCGGUGUGUGUGUGUUGUUUACCAGGCCUACGCUACAUUUUGCCGAGCAGCGAUGCAAACUCCUUUACCCGCUUUGUCACAAAAGUUUGCUAAUUAUUUGCACAUGAUUUGAUUAUUUGUCGAAUUUUGGCUGGGUGUCUCGUUCUCUUCAGAGUUUUGUCGCAAAGUGUCUGAGCAUCCUUUCGUUCUGCUUCUGUGCUGCAUAACGUAGCUGGAUGAAGUCGAUUUACACAUCAAAGCACAUCGGUUGAAACAAGCACCGCACCGCACCUUGCAUUGUUUAAUGACUGCAGUGUCACACUAAAGCUAUUAAGGCAGUGUUUUUCAAGCUUUACUUUCCCUGCAACUCGCACAACCACGUAAGUUGCACACGUCAAAUACUGUGACAACUGUCCUUAUUUAUUGAUGUUAUUUCAUUUCUGCCGCUGUUAUGUACGUGUUUUUGCAGUCCAAUGAAAAGCAUGUACACUAUCUCCAUGUUAAGCAAGUUUUUCUUUCUAUGCCUGUUUUUUUGACCCUGUCGUUUAUCUAUUGUUUUGUUGCCGUGUGUAUUUGUGCAGCCCUCCAUCCCACGGAUUUAGUCGGAUUUCAUGCAAAAGAUCAAUAAUACAGCCUUGAUAAUAAGGUAAGCUGUCCUCCUGUGAACAAAAAACGUCCUAACGUCAUCAAAUGUGAAGACGGAUAUACAGUACCAUAUUGGCCCAUGUCGACAUGUCAAGCACUGCUGCAAGCACACAAGUAAGCACACACAAACAGGCAUACAACCGGUAUCCCCUGGUGGGAUAUACUAAGUCAUAUGAAACUGACUUUAUACUAUGGCAAAUGUUUUUAAAAUUUCCUAUGAAUUAAAUAUAAAAUAAUUCAGAGUAACAGUGGCCUAUUUUAAAAUGAUAAUAUAGCAAAUGUAGCAUUUUUAGUGAGGAAAAAAAAGUUAUUUUUAUGUGCUAUUUGCCAUUGUUUUGGACAUAAUCCGGUUUGUGCCGGGAGUAUCAUCCCAAAACCUCACAAACACACAAAAUAUGUUACUUUGUACAAUAGUAUAAAUCAUGCUGUAUUUGUUUCUGAAGCAGGAUGUAUUUGUUAGGUAGGUUUCUUAUUUGGAAAGCAAAAUCCAUGAGUUAGUCUUUGGGUGUGAGUAAAACAUGUUUUGUGUGUUGGGGAGGUUUAGGCAUGAUAUUAACUCCACGAGAGGCUGGCUUUUGCAAAAUGAGGCUUACAUUGCUGUAAAAAGGUCUAGCGAUAAACCCCAAUGUGGUUCUUUUUUGUAGAGCCCUCUACGAGAGCCCUCUGCCAUUAUUCCAGUGUGACCUUUCAACCCUUUUGCUUGGUUUGCAAGAAUAACAACGCCGUGUAUGUAGACUUUAAAAAAAAAAGGUUGCAGCAGCAUCUCUCAAUGACAAAAAAAAGUUUACAUUUUCUGCUUUUUAACGCAGCAGCGUUGUGAGGCUCUUAACCGCUUCCCCUUGUGUCCGUGUUGUGUUCAAAGACCUCCUGUUGAAAGCUCCUCUUCUGUCUUGCGUCACCUCCCAGAUGGGGUCUCUUUCUUUGUGUGGUAUUGUCCCCUCCCUCCUAAAACAGCUCUCUAAUGUGGAGACUUUCUCUCUCUCUCUCGUUGUCCCAAACUGGAAGCUUUGCUGCUUUGGUGCAACGCUCAUCUCUGCAUUCUGAUAAGAUGAAAAGACAUUUUUAAAGGGCCGGCGCACCCACAAGACCUGUUAAAGUACAACAUAAUUGUUGCCAGGAUGUUGGUGGACAGUAGUACAUAUUUUCCUUCCAAAAGUGCACUUUUGGGUCCCCAUCAUCCACAAUGUUUAUAUGAGACAUGAAUACACGUCUUUCUCUUUGAUGUGUGUUUUAAAGAUAUUAAAAAAGAUGCAGCGCAACCUAAGAAUGCACCUUCAGAAAACACCAACAACGUUCAAUUUGCAUAAUGACCUGUAUGUAUAUUAUCCAAGCUAAGUUAAUAGCAUUAUGCCCAAGAACUACAUUACUGGCGUAGUGACACCUUGCCACAGGUUAGCUUCCAAUGUCUCAGGCCACUAGCCAAUGAUAACGCUACAUAUUGGAGCUUUUUGUUUUGGAGGCAAGGCUAGGUGUAGCGUCCCUUUUCAUGUUUCUAUGUGAAAUCACCGCAGCCAGGAAGGAAGUUCACAAAAUACUCCCAAGUAUGACAUGUUAUCAUGAAUGUACCUGUUAAUGCAUGCUCACAACAUGGAUCGAAAACCAGGAAUCCUUUUGGAGAUGUUUUAACAGGCAUGUCCCAUUAUGUGUUGCCUCAUUUUAGCUGUUUUUAUAUCUUUAGAAUGUGCAGAAAAGAGCAGAGAUGUGCGGUCAUGUCUGACAUGAGGAUUGUGGACGAUGGGCAAAAUUCCACCCAAAAAGUGUACUCGUCCUUGAAUUGUCGCCAUCACUUUGGCCAUGUUGUACUGAGCAGCCAGGUCAGAGGCAGGUGCGCCACUUCCCUACAUCGCAGUCAGUGCCAUUUACGGAUCUUUGGUCAUCAUCACAUUUUGUUUUAUUUGACUGGUAGCCAUACUGCGCCCGAUGCAGAAACAAAACCGCAUGGAUGCUUUCUUUUCUCAGACUUGAGGAUGUGCUGUGUUUUUUAUUUUAUACCUUGAUGGACUCCCUUGCUGACUCAACUUGGGUGAAUCCUUUUUCCCGCCAUUUUCCUGUCCAUAUUCAGCUUUGUUGAUGAGGAUGCUUACUGAUGCCACCUCAAAGCCAAACCCCUGCAUGGUUGUUACAAAAGUCCUUUUCGUCGUCUGUGAUCCGUCCCCUUCCUCUGUGUGCCCCCGCUCUUCUUCCUCUUUCUCUUCCUCCACGGCCGUGAACAUGUGAUUGAUGCCAGGGCUGAAGGAUGUCACACACGUAUGGUUGACAUCAUUGUAUGUUGUGCUGCUGGUGGAUGACUUAUUUUAAGAAGAAAAGCUUGAAUGGAUUACUCUGGUCUUACAAAUAAAAUGUUUAAUUUCAACACCCUUUGGCGCUCUUCUAUAUUCUCACCAGCAGGUGGCAGUAUUGUCAAUUCUGUUUUGG